This is a messenger RNA of Ictalurus furcatus (blue catfish), 2773 nucleotides long. It is a transcript of the gene stard14, whose product is annotated as START domain containing 14. The transcript has 6 exons. Bases 744 to 1562 code for a protein of 272 amino acids. Lineage: Eukaryota; Metazoa; Chordata; Actinopteri; Siluriformes; Ictaluridae. The record is from RefSeq and is a predicted model, not a curated record. Gene Ontology annotation, molecular function: lipid binding.
UUCUGCGAAUCUCGAACGUCCAACGACAAACCAACUUUAUUCCAGUGACUGCGUGGUAGUCCUCGAAGAGGAGACUAGAAAGUGGUUUAAGUAUAAAAUUAAACUUGAAGUGUCAUUGUUGGGUAACGAGGCCCGAUAAGCUGAAACACCGCCAUCAUAUAACCUUAUCAACACAGCUCAGUCGGUUUCGGUUCAUGAAUAGUUCACACACCUUAAACGUCAAGGCUUAGAUUAGGGAUUUAUUUCCGGGCUGUAAACACUCGGGCUAGUUAAUGUAUGCCAGUAUCACUGACUACACCCACUGACGGCCAAAACUCAGCAGACACGCCUAAAACAAGCAGGAAGUGACAGGAGGCCGCAGUACACCUAUAAAAGCGAUGUUAGGCUACAGACUUCCAUUAAAGUUUGAAGUCGUCAGAAGGUACAAGGUUAAACAGCCUUCACUUAGUUAUUUCUCAUAUCGAGUCGUAAGUGUGCGUGCUGCGGGUAACCGUUUACACCUGUACUAAUCCCGGAAGUCGUGAUAAGCGCGUGCAUUGUUCCGCUGGUUCUCACGGAGUGUUGUGAGGAACUGGACAUCACACUUACAGUCUUAGAGCAGGGAAAUUUCUCACUCUGUGACGCUGCUGCUCCGUGUCAAGGUUUUUUCCCCCCUCUACUUUUUGUUCUGCUUGAAACUGCGUUUAAAAGAGGAAUUCACAGACGAGUUCCUGCUGCUGGAAAUUUUCAGGUCGCUUUCCGCCAUGUCUCUGGGCUCGGAAAUGAUCCGAGGUGAAGCGCUUUUCUCCGACUUCAGGAGACAGUGUUCGGCGACGGAGAACUGGCAGAACAAAUACAAUAAAAACGGGAUGGAGGUGUGGGUCGAGGUGCCUCCUGUAAACAACUCGCCUCAAGGCAACAGAAACAUCUACUCUAAAGUGCACAAAGUCAAGUGUAAAAUUGCCAUAAACGAUGUGUCUGCUGCUACAAUAUACGACGUUCUUCAUGACAACAUCUAUCGAAAAACGUGGGACCCUGUAAUGCUCGAGAGCUUUGAAAUAGCCCGUCUAGGUCCCAGUUCUGAUGUGGGCUACUACUCAUGGCUCUGUCCUAAACCACUGAAAAACCGAGACGUGGUUACUGUCCGCUCUUGGCACGCUUCUGAAGAUGAAUAUAUAAUUGUCAACUACUCAGUCAAACAUCCGAAAUACCCUCCACGUAAAGACUUGGUGAGAGCUGUCUCUAUUCUGACGGGUUACCUGGUGAAACCAACAGGGCCGAACAGCUGCUCCUUCAUUUAUCUCUCACAAGCAGACCCUAAAGGUUCUCUUCCUAAGUGGGCAGUAAAUAAGGCAACUCAAGUUCUAGCACCCAGAGUAAUGAAAAGUGUUUAUAAGGCAGGUCAAAACUACACUGUCUGGAAGGCCCAGAACUCUCCAGAACAUAAGCCAUGGCUCUACCCUAUCCAGAGUGAACUGCCAAUGAUGGAUCCAGCUGAGCUGAGCAUCCAGCACGGAGACUCUCUGGAGAAUGUGGAUGAGACCUCAACUCGUGAUGCUGUGGAGAACGAGGAUAGCAGCUGAAGAACAGCAAAAUGUGAUGAAGAAAUGGACACUUGGCUUUUAAACUUCCAGUUUGUCAUGUAGUUGGUGCUGUUCAUGGGUACUUGUUCCCGUUUCUUCUUAGAUCAGAAGUGCUUAUAGGCACUGGCGUCUAAUUCUGUGGCACAACAUUAAGCUGUGCUUACAUAAAUUUCUAUAUAAUGCAAAAAUGAAGAAUGAUGUGAAGGCUGGCCAUGGUUUAUAAACAUGGCCUCCUUUGAAGUUAAAAAGUGGUAAAUUGUCUUAAGUGUUUAUUCUUGGAAGAGAGAAAAGCUAAGCGAAUAUUUUUGGCAACAUGUUCAUUGCUUAAUUUAACAUAACAUAAAUGAAGGAAAGUGAAUGACCUUUUUUCUGUAAAGGUAAAUUAUUAUUCCUGAAAAGGUAAGUUAUUUUGUAUAAUUAAAUUAUGAAGUGUUAUGGAGAUUGUUUUUAUUUAUUUCGCUUUUGAUUUAUUAAAACUUGAACACUGCAGAAUAGUGGGAAGGUCAUGAGGACUGGUGAAGGGAGUUAGUGAGUCCUCCUUAUUUGUUUAUGAAUUUGUUUCUACACCUUGUCUUGAGUGUGUUUGAACAGUGAACUUGAUUUUACAUGAAUAUCCAGGGAAGUUUGGUAAUUAGUAUUUAAUUACUAUUUUUGUAUAUCUGUCAAAAUAUGACUUAUUUUUGUAUUAUGGCAGAUUUAUUUAUUACUUUAUUGGUAAGUUACUUAUACUUCUUAGACCAGUGGUUCCCAAACCUCGAGAUUGUAAGAUACUCACACACUUUUCCUACUGUAACCUGCAUUACUCAACAAAAGGCCUAGAAAUUGGCGGAGUUGAUUUUUCUUUUUGUUUUGUAUGUGUUAAUGUAUAAAUGUGCAUAGCAUGAAGUGAGGGUAACACUGAUAACACUGAUUUACAGAAAUGCAAGAGACUGAUGACAAAAGCAAUAUAUUAUCUUGCUUACACAAACACUGCUGUCCCUAGAUACUGUUUUGUUUUCUCACAGGAACAGGUCUUCCCUACCAAACAGAUAAUCUGUACACAAAUUGGGAGAAGAAUAGGGAUGGAUGUGUAGAUUAUCUUCCUAGAAGACUUUAUAGAAUACUUUCAUUCCUUUUUUUAAUUAAUUGUUUUAAAAAUGUUUCAUCUAAAAUGUUCAGUUUUUAUUAUAAAGAUUACAAAGAUUUUUACAAUAAAUAAUUUGAUCAGUUAA